CUCUCGACACCCAAACAUCCCUAAGUCAUCCCCGAGUCUCACUAACCAAGCCCAAAAAUCCCUCGGUCACCCUCUGUGAUUCUCUAGCGCUCUUCAACGUCCCACGCUCUUCCAAUUUUAUCCCCAAAGGGCCUUGUUACCAAAAUUCUCAACUGGACUCUCCUGUAAUUUUGGUCUUAUUCGAUCCCUAUCUCAUAUCGCAAACAUCUUAUCCCCCCACCGAUCCACUUUCCGGCUACCUGUUUCCCGGUCCCCGCCUGCUCCAAAGCUUCCUCAUCUUCGGUAUAGAGUCUCACGUUACUGUUCCUUACCCUCCCCCCCGGCGGGAAGAUUUCUCAACCUGGAAUGCUCACUGUUAGGGUUGCUUCCGCUCUUGGAUUCAAGCACUGGAUGUCUUCGGAAAUUAGGGUUUCAGAUUUUUGCGCUUUGUUGCUUGGGUUUUGCUAAGUAUUAGUGUUAGGGGUUGCUGUUCUCAUUUCAGCGUUCCGUGCCCUGUGAAUUCGCGGAAUAGGGUUUUGAGCUUGCUUUCGUGAUGCCGCGGAGUUCAAAACAUAAAUCGAGCAAACACAGUUCGAGGGAUACGAGGGACUACUCGGAUUCGGACAAAGAUUCUGGCUUGAAGGAUCGGAAAGGUAAGGAUGAGAGCAGUGCGAAGGUUUCGAAGGAUUCAAGUUCGUUGGAGAAGCGGAAGCCGGAUUCGAAGGAUACUCAUGGGUUUGGAAAUGGGGAGAAUUCAGACGAGCAUGCUUCAUCGAAGAGGCGCAAGGAGCGUAGCAAUGACGGAGUUGGAGAUAGGUGGAAUGGUGGUGAGGAUGAACGAGGUGAAGGCUCCAGGAAGUCAAAGACAUCGGGAGAUUCGAAAAGUAGGAGAAGGGAUGAGGGUGUAGGAGUGUAUGGGGAGGGCGAAGAGGUCAAGAAAAGCAGCAGCAAGGGCGAAGGGAAGCACAGGGAACCGGGGCGAAAGGAGAGUAGAGAAAGUGGAACGGAAAGAGAAAGGAAGUUUAAAGAAGUUAGAAGCGAGAGAUCAGUUGACAACGUAGAACAGCGUAUAUCCAAGCAUGUAUAUGAAAAUACUGAUUUGAGGGCCCUGGAUGAGUUACAAAGCCCUGAACUGGAUAGCCAACCAGAGAAGCGAUUGAGGAAGAAGAGGGAUGAUACUAGUGAUGGAAUUAAGCAUCAAGAUGAUGUUGGGGAUAGCUAUAGCAGACGUUUGUCUUCUAGGGAUGAGAUUGCCAAGGAUGGAAGACUAAAGGAUGAUAAGCGAAAGGAUGAGAAAUAUAGAGAGAAGGGCAAGGAAGAGACAGAUAAAGAGAACAAACAUAGAUAUGACAAGCAGCGUGAUGAGCGCCCUGUGAAAGAUCAUGCUAGCAAUAGGUCUGAUGAUAAGCAUGGAAAGGAGGAAAAGGACUAUGUUGAGUCACGACAAAAAAGAAUUAAAACUUUGGAGAGUGAACGUGACCGGGACCAUAACCGCGAUCGUGAUGGGGGACGUGAGCGCGAUUUGGAAUCUGGUCGUGAUCGUGAGCGGCGCCAUGAACGUGAAAGAGACCGUGAACGUGAUUAUGAUCUUGAUAGGGAUCGUGACUAUGAUAGAGAUCGAGAUUGGGAUUGGGACAAUGAUCGUGAUCAUGAUGAGGACCUAGACAAAGAGCGUCAUCGUGAGCGCAACCACCAUGAUCGUGAUGGGUCGCAUUUAGAUGAACGAAGUGUUAGGAGUAAGGAGAGUGGAGCAAAGAAAAGAAAUUUGGUUGAACGUGAUGAUUAUUGUGAUGCUAAACCUAGAGGUGUUAAACCUCACUAUUCUGAUGCAGAGAGAAGAAGUUUGAGUGGCAGUAAAGCUGAUUCUGAGGCUGAGAGGGGAAGAUCCCAACCACGUCAUGCUCAUGCAGACUCAAGUGGAACCAACAACAAAAGGAGGCCUUCUCCAGCAGCAAAUACUUAUACCGGCAAUGAUGAUUACAGGAAUGCAAAUUCUGAAGAUUCAAAGCAGAGAGACUCAAUGACAGAACAUCGAACAAAAGGCUUGAGGGAAGGUUAUCCAGGGACAUCAGAAAGAGGUGCUAGUAAAUACAAGUCAGAAAAAUCUAUUAAAAUGGAUGAUUGUGCUGUAGGAGAUUUUGCAACUGAAAGGUCCUCCAGUUCUAAGGCUUCUCCCAAGGGCCUUGUAGAAAGAUCUCCAUCUUCCACAAGCAUCGAGCGCAGGUAUGUGAAUAAAAGUGGAGUUAGGCGGAGUGUUGAAAUUGAAGAAGGUGGACGGAGAAGUAGUAUUGAUGCACGAGAUUUCUCAGCUUCGGAAGAUAGACUGGGCCGUGAGUUAACUCUAGAGAGGCCACUGUUGGAUGAUUCCUCUCAAGCAGAUUCUUAUUAUGGCAGGACUAGUCAGGGAAAUGCAUCGUUGGUUCCUCCUCCGCCAACUUUCAGGGUCGGACUAGACCGACCUUUUAUGAGUUCUUUAGAUGAUGAUGUUAGAGACAGCUCCAAUGCUCGAUACAGAAGAAUUAGUGAUCCUGGUUUUGGAAGAGGACCUGGCAAUUCUUGGAGGGGUGUUCCAAAUUGGACUUCUGCUGUGCCAAAUGGAUUUGUUCCUUUUCAACAUGGACCAACACAUGGAGGUUUUCAGGCAAUUAUGCCACAAUUUCCAUCUCAACCUCUUUUUGGUGUUAGACCUCCAAUGGAUGUUAACCAUGCUGGUAUUCCUUACCAUCUUCCUGAUGCAGACAGGUUUCCAGGUCACUUGCGCCCGCUUGGGUGGCAAAAUAUGAUGGAUGGUACAGGCCCUUCUCAUUUACAUGGAUGGGAUGGCAAUAAUAGUGUUUUCAGAGAUGAUCCUCACAUGUAUGGUGGUUCAGAUUGGGACCGGAACAGGCAUCCAACAAAUAGUCGGUCUUGGGAAUCUGGUUCUGAGACCUGGAAAGAGCAGAAUGGUGAUUUAAAGAAAGACCUGCCUUCUCCGGCUCAUAAAGAUGGUUUGGUUCCAGCAGAGGUGGACGGUGGAUUGGCUGAGCACGGUACUCAGAUUUCUCAGGAUGAGCAGAACCAGGAUAGUUUUCAUGAAAAGGCUCCUGAAAGGAAGUCACCCAGUGUCAGUACUCCAUCUAAAGCACCUUUGAAGCCCUUGGCCACGUCUACAAUUGAGAAGGUGCCUGAUACUGCAACAAGUGACAUUGCUUCACUUUUCAGUCAUUUCUACCUUUCUAAACUUGACAUUUCAGAAGAACUUACGCUUCCAGAGCUGCACAGCCAGUGUAUGGGUCUGCUGAGGAUUGAUAAGAGUGCCAGCAUUGAUGCAGAGUCUCGUACAGAUCUGUUUCUGAAGAAUGGUUCAAGAGCGCAACAGAAAUAUGCUGCCAUGUCAAGGCAUUCACCACUUCCAGCAAUUGACGCGUCCAUUUUCCAGAGAGCCAUGGACCUUUACAAGAAGCAGAGGGUGGAACUGCCAAAUAAGGGGGAAGUAGAUAUUAUCCCAGCAUUCAAUCAAGUGCGAGGUGAUGAAUCAGCCUCUGUUCACAGUUCGGAGAACAUGCAGGUUUCUGUCUUCACUUCUGAUGCCAGGGUUAAGCCGAAGUUUACAUCAGACUUGAAAAUAGGGGAAACUUUGCAUCCUUCUGCUGGGGAGCAUUUGGAAGAACUAGAUCAAGCCUACAGUGACAAGCAGCAGGGUCAUGGUUGUGCCAUAUCUUUGGGAUUAGUCUUUUCUGGUCCAUCUGAUUGUGGGAACGAGGGGGAGCCUUUAGCAGCUUUGGGUGAGGAGGAGAAAGAGACAUCUGAUCUGGUGGGUUCAGGGGGAUCAAAGGAGAAUCAGUUCAUGGAAGUGGAAAAUAAAUCUCAGUUGGUCACUGAUCUGCACAAAGAUGAUGUCGACACAUUGGGUGAUCCCUUAAUUUUGAGGAUGGAUCUUCCAAAGCUUGUGAUGCUUUGAUGGCUGGCUCAAAUGAGUCUGAAUCGCUAAUUUUAAGCCGGAUACAUCAUUCUCCUGAAAGUACACAUUGAGACAAUUUCUAUAUCUUUCAUUGCUUUUUCCGUCAGGUUUUUAUUUCCUCUCCCUCUCCUGUUGCUUUCAUUUUGAGCGAGGAAAUAAAAAAGAAAUGUCAUUCAUAUUCCCUUAA
Messenger RNA from Prosopis cineraria, 4106 nucleotides. RefSeq lists its product as uncharacterized. The record is from RefSeq and is a predicted model, not a curated record. The transcript has 5 exons. NCBI's taxonomy places the organism in Eukaryota, Viridiplantae, Streptophyta, Magnoliopsida, Fabales, Fabaceae. Bases 533 to 3919 code for a protein of 1128 amino acids.